CAUGAAUUUCACUCUUCCCUUCCUUUAAAAACGACCCCUAUAUAUUCUCAAUAUGAAUUCCGCUCUUCUCUUCCACAAGAAUCGCCCCCCUGUAUAUUCUCAAUCGGUUAAGCUUUCCAAUUUGACCAAAGAAGCAGGGAUACUUGAGAUGAAGGAAGAACAAACAACAAAAGAAAAAGUGCAAACAAGUUAAGAGUUUUUUUACAUGUGAGAGAUUACAUGAUUAUGCAAAAGCCUACCGGUUGUAGUAGCAGUAGUUGUGGCGGCAAUGAUCAUGUGGAGAUCAACAUACUGCUAUCCAGAGCGGCUCCCAUCCCCCAAUCCUCCGAUCAUCAACGACAGGGUGACGAUGGUGAUGCCACCAUCGGAGCGACCAGGCCGGUUCGACCUACGAUCGCCAACUCGGGUCCUGUUUUGUUGAAGCGGGUAUGGGAUUUUGCCAAGGAAGACAGGAACAGAGUAACCUUCUCUUGCAAAGCAGGGCUGGCUGCAGUUUUGGUGUCAUUCCUUGUUCUCCUCAAUGCGCCUUACCACGUCUUUGGGAUCAACAUCGUCUGGGCUAUCCUCACCGUAACCAUCAUGUUCGAAUACACCGUAGGUGCGACCUUUAAUCGAGGGUUUAACAGAGGGCUUGGAAGCCUGUUGGCAGGGGUGUUGGCCAUUGGAGUUGCAGAGAUGGCCAUUCACAUGGGCACCGCUGCUGAGCCGAUUGUGAUUGCCAUCAGCAUCUUCAUCAUUGGUGCCCUAACGUCAUUCAUGAAACUGUGGCCAUCACUAGUGCCAUACGACUACGGGUUCAGGAUCAUGCUAGUAACUUACUGCUUGGUGAUUGCGUAUGGAUACCGACUCCGAAACCCGAUCCAGACAGCGUUGGAACGGCUAUACUGCAUUGCCAUUGGAGCAGUGGUAGCAGUUGCUGUCAAUGUGCUGGUAUUCCCCAUAUGGGCAGGGGAGCAGCUGCAUAGGGAGCUUGUAGGCAGCUUCAACUCAGUUGCUGACUCUCUCGAAGCAUGUGUGAAGAAAUACUUGGAAGAUGAUGAGGCAGAGCAUUUGGAGUUGAAGACUGUGAUGGAAGAGUUCCCAGAUGAACCAGCUUACAGGAAGUGUACUAGUGCUGCGAAUUCCUCGGCCAAACUUGAAUCCCUGGCGAAUUCAGCGAAAUGGGAGCCACCACAUGGAAGGUUCAGACACAUGUACCCAUGGUCGGAAUAUGUGAAAGUUGGAGCAGUUUUGAGGUACUGUGCUUAUGAAGUUAUGGCACUUCAUGGUGUUGUGCACUCCGAGAUUCAGGCGCCACACAACCUGCGGAUCAUAUUCAGGUCACAGAUUCAGGAGAUGGCCAAUGUAGCUGCGGCACUCAUCCGAGACCUGGGCAAAGAUAUAAGCACCAUGAGAAGAAGCCUUCGAAACAUGAAAAGAGUCCAUGACUCUGCUGAGAAUCUUCAACGCGCAAUGGAGAUGCAUUCUCACUUGCUGCUAGUGACAGACUACAACUAUUCCAAGCAGCAGGCUCGAGAUACCGAGUUCGUCAGCAAAAUCUCAGUCCAAGCAAGCAGUGGAGAGAGAGAGCCAUCAUCAGGGGAAAUCCAGCAGUCUGCUCCAUCUUCGGAGGAAGAACCUCCUCCGAAAAUGAUGGCAUGGAGGAGCACCGAAGUGCUGUCACUUGCAACUUUUACUUCCUUGCUUGUUGAGUUGGUAGCAAGGCUUGAUCAUUUGGUUGAAGCUGUAGACGAGCUAUCAAAGAUGGCCAAAUUCAAGCACAACAGCAAUGAGCUUUCGAGAAUGCACAACAGCAUAACUCAUAGCAGCUCGUAGAUCUUUUGGCCGCUAAAGUGAAAUAAACGUGUAAAAACUCUUAUUGUGGUGGAACUUAUUGCAAAUACUCAGGAUAGAAAAGUACUUCAUAAAAAAAAAGCGCUUUAUCACGGGUAAAGAGAAGGAAAAAUGGCUUAUCAUUGAGCAUUUGUGGCACCAGAGAAUAGAAUUAUAGUUGAUAUUUAUUUUCCUUAUUUCUACUUCAUCAUGUACUGACUGCUCACCCCCCCCCCCCCCCCCCCCCCCCCCUCAACAACUUCGUUUCUAACUUCACUCGAGUUUCAUUUCUUACCUGUAUCACAAUCAUCAAAUCUUCAGAAGUAAGCAAUCCAAUAGUCCAUCCUUAGAUCUUCUGGCUUCCUGUGAUUUGCACACACCACAGCAAAUGGAAACUGACAGAGCCGUAAUAGCCAAAUUCAAGCAUCACAUCAACCUUGGAAAUUAACACCAACUACAAGGAUUUAUUACCACCACCCACAAUGUUCUGAAACCAACGACCAACCCUUACAUUACAGAGAUACAACUGACCGACACACUAACCCCUGCUGGACAUUUGUUUAUAUGACGAAAAUAUUUACAGCACAAACACCAAGUACUUACCCAGACCCAGAACGCUAACUAAGACCCUACAUUGGUAUCACAACUCUGACAAACGGGCUUCCAAUUCCCAACAUGUUCCUAAACAUUCGAUCAAACAUUCAGUGCUUAAGGGAUUAAAAGCGUUCAGCAACUACGCAGACUCCAGACCAAAUAACAAAACAUGAGAACUAAGACAGCAGGUAUUUUGGGAACAAGAAAUUCAGGAAUCACAUCCACUUGAUAGGUACCGAGCAAGACAUACUCUGCUCAAGCUGGCGGUUGCCGCUCGAGCUAGCACCAGAAGAACCGGUUUGCAGCAUUGCCAUCAAACUACCGCCAUGGACCCUGCCUUCUGUUGCAGAUGAUGGUGUGGUUGAAUGGUCUGCUUCCCCUCCAGAUUCUUCAAACUCUGAGCUGGUUCCAUCUUCUGAAGAGACAUUAGCAGUAACUCCCAUCUUUCCCACAUCUAAAACCAUAUCCUCAUGAGUCAUUACAACUUCCUUCAUCUUACCACUCUUGUGAGCUUUUGGAUCCUCUUGGACCAUGGUACCCAAGGUGAUACCCCCAUGAACUCUCUUGUCCUGCACCAAUCCACUGUGAAGAACACAAAGACCAGUUUUGCCCCUGGCGAAAGAGUUGCAAGCACCACCAUCGCCCACAUUACCCGAACCAGGAUGGCCCCACGAGCACCUCUUUCCUCCACCAUGCGCCUUGCAGAAAUCAGUGCUUCCUUGCGCACUCUUUCCACACCCUUCGAACUUGCACCUCUUCCCACCACCAUGACGAACACAAUAAUCUGUCCUUCCUCUUGCACUCUUUGUGCACUCAGGAACUGCACACCUUUUCCCUCCUCCAUGCGCGACACAAAAGUUGGUCCCACCAUGGACACUCUUUGUACAAAUCCCGCCACCUUGAAAAGCACACCUUUUCCCUCCCCCAUGACCUUUGCAAAAAGGUGUGCUGCCCUCGGCUCCCUUAGUGCACCCUACAGCUGUGCAUCUCUUCCCUCCUCCAUGUGCUUUGCAGAACAUUGUGCUUCCUUGAGCUCCCUUAGUACAAUCAGGUGCUUGACAUCGUCGACCACCUCCAUGAGAGAUGCAAAGACCUGAAAGACCUUCAGCAGAUUUUGUGCAAUUCUCUUUCUGACAUCUUUUCCCACCACCAUGACGGAUGCAAAGCCCAGAUUUACCUCUAGCAGCACGACUGCAACCAUCAUGACUACAUCUCCGACCGCCCCCAUGAGCGAUACAAAAGUCGGUGCGGCCUUCUGCACUUUUGGUACAUCCGAGGAACUCACAUCGUCGACCGCCACCGUGGGCCUUGCAGUACACGGUGCGUCCCUCAGCUCCCUUAUGACAUCCCUGUUUCUGACACCUCCGACCACCACCAUGGGAUAUGCACCGGCCGGAAGCACCUCUAGCCCCCUUCUCACAUCCUUCAAUUUGACAAGUUUUAGAACCCGAGCCACGCAAAGACCGCUGAGAAAUCCCAGAAGUAGAAGUGACUGAGCCAUUUGGUGUUACCACACUUGAUGAAGGAACUGGAAUUAUGGGGAUGAUAGGUUGAUGAACUUUGUUGAGAAGGAAUCCCCCAUCUUCGUUGCAAGGAAUCUGUAAUGGAACCAAUUGGGGCCCAAAACUGAAAGGCCCACCAGCCAUAAGAGGUACUUCUUUGGGAAACUCAAUCGAAGUAGAACCAGCAUGGGGACUUUUGUGAUGAUGUGAAACAACAUGGAGACUUGUUAUCUCAGAUUCUGCAGGUCCGGUUGACAAACUCAAUUCAAGGUCAACUUUGGACAAGGAUUCCAAAGCUUUACCACGUGAAGUGAGAGCCUUCUUUGGAUUGAGUGUCUUUUCAUUGCCAAGAUGGAGGGAGAAAUCCAGCUCGAGAUCCAUGGAAGACUCUUCGUCGGUUUCUUUGGCGGAUGACAUUGUAGUGCAGCCCAUGAGAGAACUUCCUUUGCUAUCUGAUGAACUUGAUGAGCGGCCCAACCCAAGAGACAAUGAAGAGCCAAAAAUUUGUUGAUCCAUUGAUCCAUUGACUAAACUCCAUUUCCGCUUCAUCCCCUUCGCGGGUGGCACAGAUGGUGCAGCGGAACCAAGGGAAUCGAGCCGUAAAACUGUAUCGGCCCUAGAAUCGGUAGCUCCAAUGACUCCUCCAAAUUGCAUGAUCUUGAAUGCAUUUGAAGGAUGAGCAGCGGGAAAGUCCAAGUUCCGGAACCUGUUGUCCAUCAAUCAGCAACCCAACUUCUGAAGUAAUUUUCCUAACCUAAAUACUGUACACCACCAAACAGUACACCGGACUUAUGGGUGUUCCAAAUAUCAGCUACAAAACUAAGUUAGAAGAUGUCGACUAGCCAGCAUGUGCAACCCCCGCUAACAAAGCCGGAUGUAUCACACCGAUCCAUUGUUGUCUUUAUAAGUAAUUCCCCAAGAAACUACAGCAAGAGCAUUAGCAGCCAAACGCCUCCUCCACUACAAUACCAAGACAGCCAAGCAUCCUGAGAACCCAAUAAUUGACGACAAUGGACAAAAGAGAAGACGCGGCGAAGGGAUCGAUGGCGGGCGGGCGGGCUGGAUGGCGGCGAAGGGGGCUUUAGGGCUUUGUGUAUAUAUAUUGAGGUACGGCGCGGCAGAGAGAGAGAGAGA
Messenger RNA from Linum tenue, 5042 nucleotides. NCBI's taxonomy places the organism in Eukaryota, Viridiplantae, Streptophyta, Magnoliopsida, Malpighiales, Linaceae. The record is from the annotation of a GenBank genome assembly.